Molecule: messenger RNA, 1290 nt
Organism: Vespa velutina
Lineage: Eukaryota; Metazoa; Arthropoda; Insecta; Hymenoptera; Vespidae
Gene: Prpk
Product: EKC/KEOPS complex subunit TP53RK
Exons: 4
Coding region: 442-1143 (233 amino acids)
Biological process (GO): protein phosphorylation
Cellular component (GO): EKC/KEOPS complex; cytosol; nucleus
Molecular function (GO): ATP binding; protein serine/threonine kinase activity
Source: RefSeq, a predicted model, not a curated record
GAUUGAUAUAAACACCUGUGCGUUUGACUCGUCCCCGUUCGUUCGUGCGAGGAAAGAAAAUAAAAAAGGAGAUGCUUCAUUUGGACUAACGGUAAUAACAAGUGGACAAGAGGGAGAGGUAAAAGGAAUGAGGGAGAGAAAUUUGAAGCAUAGAAAUAACAGUCGUCGAGACUAUGGUAAAAGGUAUAUGUAACGAAUAAAAAAACGAACGAACGAACGAACGAACGAAUGGAGAAACAAACAACCGUACGAAUAAGAGACUACGGAAAAACUGAGGAAGAGAAGAAGAGCGACAGACCGAACACGGCGUGAGUCGCAGCGCGAAAGCGAGCGAAACGACCGACCGAGAACGGAGUCGCGCGACUGGUCACGAGCGGUCGCGCAUGCGCACUGACUUCUCCUACCAAGGCAGGAUUGUAUUCAUUACGAGGAAGAAAAAUCAUGGACGGUUUUGAACUGAUAUCGCAAGGUGCCGAAGCGUGUCUCUACAAAGGGACAUACUUAGGUAAAUCUACUAUAGUUAAAGAGAGAUUCGUCAAAGGUUAUAGACAUCCAGAUUUAGAUAAACGUUUAACGAAAGAUAGAUUAAAGGCCGAGGCACGGGCUAUUCUCCGUGCUAAAUCUGCAGGCAUACCGACACCUGCGUUAUAUCUGAUCAAUUUGGAUCGCCGUACCAUCUAUAUGGAGCACAUGGAAAAUACAAUAGUUUUAAAAAAUUAUAUUGAUGAAAAUGUAUCAGAUAAAGUUAACGUAGAACAUAUAAUCAAGUUUAUAGGAGAAGGAUUAGGAUUAAUUAUAGCUAAACUGCACUCAAAUAAUAUAAUCCAUGGAGAUUUGACGACUUCAAAUGUUCUUUUGAAAAAUAUUUCAGAUGAAACAUGGACCGAGGAUGAAGCUUUAAAUCAUUUUGUUAUGAUUGAUUUUGGAUUGGCACAAAUUGAUUCGACUGUAGAAGAUAAAGCAGUUGAUAUAUACGUUCUUGAAAGAUCUUUGCUUAGCGCUCAUUCAGAAGUAUCCACUCUUUUUCCACUGAUUUAUGAGAGCUACCAAAAACAUUAUGCGAAUAAAGCUCAAUGCAAGGAGAUAGUUAAUAAAUAUGAAGAAGUACGAGCUCGCGGACGCAAACAUUCGAUGAUUGGGUGAUCAUUAAUGUUGUUUGUUAAAUUUGUUUUCUUUCUUUUGUAUUUGUUUUGAAAUACCAAAAAAUGUACUUGCACCUAUGAGUUUUACUUGUAAAAUUGUUUUACUAUUCUUUUUUGUAACAAUAAAAAUGUUUUUAUUAUCAAACAA